AGCUCCUUGUGUGGCCUCCAAGCCAGUCCAGUCUUGCACCAUGUGGAGCAGCCUUAUCUCCCACCUGAAGUCUACUGUGACCGUGAAGCGCAGACGAGUCCUCUUGAAAUCCCACAGUGACUGUUUCCUUGGCUCAGAGGGUGUGGAUGUACUGGCAGAAUACAUUGUUAAAGCGAAGGGCUUUGAGGGUGCCGUCAUGUCUCGGGACAAAGUGGUGUGUGUGUGCCAGGCGCUGUUGGAGUGCGGCGUGUUUGAGGCGGUGGGAACCAAAGUGCUGGGAAAAGACAAGAAACAGGAUGCGUUUCAUGACAGCAAGAGCGCUCUUUACAGGUUUGUAGACACAUCUACUCCUUCAAUAGAUGAGUUGGAAAAAGGUGUGCUUGUGAAUGGGAUCCAAAAGUUCUUCACCUGCGCUCCUUCAGACAG
Haplochromis burtoni (Burton's mouthbrooder) is the source of this 426-nucleotide messenger RNA. Its product is annotated as DEP domain-containing protein 7-like. The annotation marks the transcript as partial. Gene Ontology annotation, biological process: intracellular signal transduction. NCBI's taxonomy places the organism in Eukaryota, Metazoa, Chordata, Actinopteri, Cichliformes, Cichlidae. The transcript has 3 exons. The record is from RefSeq and is a predicted model, not a curated record.